AUGGGGGUUUUCACAAAGCAUUCUCAUAAAGAUGUUUCUACUAAUCAGGUGACUCAAGUAUAUCGUGAGCUCCAGAAGUCUCCAUAUACCAGUGACGAGGAGGCUGUGCAGUCUCCGAGGAAGGAUGCAAUUUUAUCAUCGGAAUCACUCCAAACAACCGAUUCGGAGUCUGAAGACAUUUCGUAUCCAGAAGGAGGCACGAAGGCCUGGCUAGUUGUUUUCGGGUCAUUUUGCGCUACAGGGGCAGUAUUCGGCCUGAUCAACACCAGUGCGGUUUUUGAGUCCUAUCUCAAGGAGAACCAGCUCAGGGACUACAGUCACUCGCAGAUCGGAUGGAUCUUCAGUAUCUACCUUUUCUUGGUCUUCUCGCUUGGAAUAUUUGUCGGACCAAUCUUCGAUAGCUAUGGCCCUCGCCUCCUAGUCGCCGCUGGCAGCGUUGUGACGGUGGCCAGCAUGAUGCUUCUUAGCCUUUGUACAGAAUACUACCAAAUUCUUUUGACAUAUUCCGUCUUGGGAGGAAUUGGUGGUGUGUUGCUUUAUGCACCAGCGUACGGGUCCAUUGCACACUUCUUCAACGUCAAGCGAGGCUUCGCAACAGGAAUUGCCACCACCGCUGGAGGUAUUGGGGGAAUAGUCUUGCCGCUUUUGCUACAAUAUCUCCUGAGCGAUGAUGGUGUAGGGUUCGGUUGGAGCUGUCGAGUUCUGGCGUUCAUUUUCCUCGGGCUCUGUUCAGCAUCGAAUGCCUUCAUCCGCAGUCGAUUGGGUCCUCCUGCGAAGUCGGCCACCUUGAAAUCCAUAUGGCCAGAUUUCUCCAUUCUCCAAGACCGAGGAUUUGCUCUUGCCACCAUCGGCAUCUUCUUCAUGGAAUGGGGUCUUUUUGCUCCUCUGACAUACGUGGUGUCCUACGCCAAAUCUCAUGGGAACACUAGUGCCGAGAGCUCUGUUCUUUUGGCCCUCCUCAAUGCUGCUUCAGUUUUCGGUCGAUUCCUGCCAGGCUUGUUAGCUGACAAGGUCGGCCGGUUUAAUGUCAUUAUCUCGACUAUUGCGUUGUGUGUUGGGAGCAUACUGGGACUGUGGUUACCAGCUGGCGACUCCAAGCCAAUUAUAUUUGCCUUCUGCAUCUGUUUUGGGUUCGCCAGCGGGAGCAAUCUAGGUCUGAUACCGGUUUGCAUUGGCCAAUUCUGUGACUCGAGAGAUUACGGCCGAUACGUCACAACUGCCAAUACCAUCGCGAGCUUCGGAACACUCUCUAGCAUACCAAUGGGCGGUGCUCUGCUGGGCGCCGGCGGCCAGGCUGGUUGGGAGCGGCUUAUCGGUUUCUCGGCAGCUUCUUACAGUGUUGCAUGCAUUUGUUAUACCCUAGCACGUAUAUCUGUUACAGGUUGGGAGUUGAGGAAGAAGUUUUAA
Molecule: messenger RNA, 1407 nt
Organism: Clonostachys rhizophaga
Lineage: Eukaryota; Fungi; Ascomycota; Sordariomycetes; Hypocreales; Bionectriaceae
Source: the annotation of a GenBank genome assembly